Cotesia congregata is the source of this 1974-nucleotide messenger RNA. The record is from the annotation of a GenBank genome assembly. Lineage: Eukaryota; Metazoa; Arthropoda; Insecta; Hymenoptera; Braconidae.
AUGUAUGCAAGUUUGCAAGCACGCAAAGUACUUGAAUACGAAUACGCAGCUGCGGAAAAAAAUACGUGGUGUCCUGACAAGUGGACACUGUGGUCCAGUGCAAUGACAAGAUUAGUGUCUCAGGACAUGUUCCUCCAGAUUUUCACAUCCAUACGGCAGUUGCUUGAAAUGUGCUUUGCGGAUGAAUUGAAGCCAGUGGCCGUUACUGUUGAUCUGAUUGAUGUCGUGUAUGAAAUCCCAAAGAAUGAAACUGCUGAACCAUCGAUAAUUGUCAUAGAUGAUCACUUUUUAUCGAAAGUCAUCAAAGAAUACUAUCCACGGCAUCCAUCUUUUGUUUUAUCUGGUGAUUCAAUCGAUGGACUGGGGAAAAUCAUUCGUGAGAUCAAAUCAGCAGAAAUUUGGAACCCAAAGUCGCUGUUCGUCAUUGUUGGAACGCAAUGUCAGGAUUCGAUAGACGUGCUGAAGUUAAUGUGGAGAAUAGAAGCUAUUUCAUCAUUCUUCAUCUGUCAAGAAAAGUCUACCAAUGAAACGCUGAUCUUUACGUUUAACCCUUUUUCAAACUACGCACCAGAGCCUUGGCAACAGGUGGAAAUUAAUGGCGAUUCGAAAGAUAGAUGGACGAUCUUCAGUCAAUUUUUCGUUAAUGAUGCAGAGAUUUGUGAGAGCAUCAAAUUCGACAAAUCGGUACGGUUAGACAGAUUUCCAAUAAAAAGUCAACAUUUGAGUUUUAAAGAUUUUCCAAAAAAAUAUGUUUUAAUCGGUAAGCUACCAGAUUUUGAAAAUUGGCCAUCAGUUUAUAAAGAUUUGUUUGAAACUUUGCAUUUAGUAACGAACAGCACACCAGAAUCGUAUGUGAAUACUGAUUUGGAUUAUCGAUCAAUACAAUUUGGAACAAAUGACUUAGAUGCACGCGUGCUCCAGUUAAAAUUUGUUCCCCUAGAGUCUAGUGACGUUAUGGCUUUUUAUGAUCAAGGUAGUUACGUAAUUUUAACGCGAAAACAAAGCACCGUUCCGGUAAUGGAUGAAAUCGUAGAUGGUUAUUUUAAUAUUUGGACAGCUACUAUGUCGGGUUUCAUUUUGAUGAUGAUUCUAGUUGUUAUUUAUGUAAAUCACCAUCAUCAUCUCCGCAACACUCUCUCAGAUAUGUUGUCGCUGAUGUUAGACAUAGAUUUAAAGGUCCCGAUGAACCUACUGUCAAUGCAACUAUCCUUUUUUUUCGCGACUGUAUUUAUGUUGAUUUUUAAUCCUGUGUUGGAGGGUUAUUUAUUCGGUGCUCUCGCGAAACCGGUAAGUCAACAAGUCGAUACCCUAGAACAGUUGCGUGAAAACAAAUUACAUGUAUACUAUGAUUAUAUAAUGGAUGAGGAAAUAAUAAUGACAGGACUGUGGUCGGAUACUUCGGAUAAGAAAUAUUUACACUUAGAGGAUGACUUUAAUUAUCUAGAGUGCGAACGAAUUCUUUUACAAAAUGCCUCAACUGCUUGUGUUAUAUCUACUUUUCAUCUUAAUCUUAAAAAAAUUCAUGAUGAUAUACAUUUAUCUAAAUACUCAUAUUUUAACGAGUAUGAAGUAUUAUUUAGUAGAAAAAAAUGGCCACUCAAAGAUAAAUUCGAUAAGGUUGCGAUGAAUUUUGUCGAGACCGGGCACGCGGAUUAUCACCGAAGAAAAUCUCUUUUUGAGCGAAUGUUACAGAAAAAGAAAAUAAUUGAUAGACUCAAAACCGCAGAACAAUAUGAACAAUUAGACUUCGGGUAUUUCGAAUAUGACUAUCUUAUAAUCCCUUUAAUCUCUUCAUGGACAAUCUUGGUACUGAUUAUCGAAAUAAUUAUCAAGAAAUUUCAGACUUGGAACAAAAAACGACGCCAAAAGUCAAUAUCCCAAAAAUCUCAAAUUCGCCAGCGGAUUGCAGGCUUAGUUAGACGAAUGACUGGCUGCUGUCGCUCAGACAGAACAAGUCGUGUAAAAAUCGCAUGA